AUGUGGAAGCCGUCAAUACCUAUUCGACUAGCAGCAGAAACAUUUUUGCUCCAGAGCCGCUGUCUACGUUGCCAGUCACGCAACCCGCCGCUCUUCGCCCUUCGCUCAAACUCUGUACGUUAUUACGCUUCACAAGAUGCGCCAAAAGGUCCAGAAGAUAGCAAAACAGAGGCGCAAACUACAGCACCGCGAUCAUUUGUAGACCCGAAAAGCCUGCAAAAUGACAAGCCAUUUCAGCAAAAUCGAACCGCAAACCCCAGGCCAUCAUCUAAGCCUGGAGAUCCGGACUUUGUGCCCCCGAUAUUGAGCCGUCCAAUUGGCGUGGCAGCUCCUCCUAGAGAAGGGGAGAACACUGGUAUUGAUCCACGGACGCUUAGGCAAAGGCGCGAUGACUUUGUCGACUAUGACAAGCACUUGGCCCGUCGGAAGGAAUUAACACGGCAGGUCGCAAAGCCCUAUUUCCGAGAAUGGUCCAACCUCCAAUACCACAAGGGUAAGACCUUCGUGUCCAACCCGCGGCUCUUCCGAGGCGACAAAGCCCUCUACUUUCCCAACCUCCACGGAAUCACUCUCGCCUCACCCAAAGACCCCCAAAACACCACUACGGUUCUGCGGGGCCGGGUCAGCAUAAUAAGCCUAUUCUGCAGUGCCUGGGCCGAAGAACAAACGAGCACAUUUACCGGCCGAGAGAAGAACCCCAAGCUCACCGAAUAUUUGGCUGCAAACCCCAACUAUGCGCAGCGAGUAGAUAUCAACCUGGAACAGAACAAGAUGCGGUCGUGGCUCGUGAAGCUGUUCAUGGGAAACCUGCGCAAGAAGAUCCCCAAGCAGGAGCACUCGCGUUAUUUCUUGAUCGAAAAGGGCUUUGACGAGAAACUGAAGGAGGCCGUCGGCAUGAUGAACAACUUCGUCGGCUACGUCUAUCUUGUUGAUGCUGAUUGUCGGAUUCGUUGGGCGGGCAGCGGCCCUGCUGCUCUGGACGAGUUGGAGACUAUGCAUAGCUGUUUGGAGAAGUUGGUUGCUGAACAAAAGGCCUCCGCCAAGCUGCCUAAGAUAACCGUCUCUUGA
This is a messenger RNA of Penicillium chermesinum, 1068 nucleotides long. Its product is annotated as mitochondrial ATPase complex subunit ATP10. Gene Ontology annotation, cellular component: mitochondrial inner membrane. The transcript has 2 exons. Bases 1 to 1068 code for a protein of 355 amino acids. The record is from RefSeq and is a predicted model, not a curated record. NCBI's taxonomy places the organism in Eukaryota, Fungi, Ascomycota, Eurotiomycetes, Eurotiales, Aspergillaceae. Gene Ontology annotation, biological process: mitochondrial proton-transporting ATP synthase complex assembly.